AUGUACGUCUCUGGGGUAUCCUGGCUUCUCCCGGAGCGCCCGUGCCUUGGUCACCCCAACGCCAUCCCAACAGAAAGGCAGCAACUCAACCUGCAGAAGGAACUGCGGGCAGAUCUGCCAGCUCACGUGUGCUCCAGACUUGACCUCACCACCAUCUCUGAUCAGACAUGGCCUUGGAGGGGAGUCCUCCUCCCCCGCCUUGCCCCUCGGGAGCAUUCCCCUUCUACGUGGACACAGACCCAACCAAUCCCCUUCUACGUGGACACAGACCCAACCAAUCCCCUUCUACGUGGACACAGGCCCAACCAAUCCCCUUCUACGUGGACACAGGCCCAACCAAUCCCCUUCUACGUGGACACAGGCCCAACCAAUCCCCUUCUACGUGGACACAGGCCCAACCAAUCCCCUUCUACGUGGACACAGGCCCAACCAAUCCCCUUCUACGUGGACACAGACCCAACCAAUCCCCUUCUACGUGGACACAGACCCAACCAAUCCCCUUCUACGUGGGCACAGGCCCAACCAAUCCCCUUCUACGUGGACACAGACCCAACCAAUCCCCUUCUACGUGGGCACAGGCCCAACCAAUCCCCUUCUACGUGGACACAGACCCAACCAAUCCCCUUCUACGUGGACACAGCCCCAACCAAUGUCCUCAGCCGCGUGGAGCUCACUGACGCGCCCUCACUCAUUCAAAUAAAAUGUGGCCAAAUGAGGAACGCCAGGUCGGAGACCGUCGUGGCGGACAGGAUCGUGGGUGGGGAACUUGCGCACAUUGCGGAUUUUCCGUGGCAGGUGGGCAUUCUGCAUAAAGGGAGCCCCCUGUGCGGAGGAGCUAUUCUCGACGAGUGGUGGAUCCUAAGCGCAUCCCACUGCUUCCAAAGAGUGGCCGUCUCUAACUUGGAGAUCAUACACGGCAUCGACAACCUAAACACAGUGAAUUUGAAGAAGGAGAAAGUGGACAAGCUAAUUAUGCACCCUUUUUAUAAUGACUGGCUCAUAGAUAAUGACAUCGCUCUGCUCUUGCUCAAGUCUCCGUUACGCCUGGGCGUCAACAGGGCCCCCAUCUGCCUCACAGAAGUCACCGACUUGAAGAAGUGGAGCAGAUGCUGGGUGACCGGAUGGGGUGCUACCAAUUCCGUGGGCAUCACAUCUCCAAGGCUGCACAAGGUCAACCUCCAGCUGGUGGAAUGGGAGGCGUGCUUCCGCACCAUGCCUCUGGUCACCAAGAACAUGCUGUGUGCGGGGAGCCGGCACGGCGGGAAGGACGCCUGCCAGGGUGAUAGCGGAGGGCCUCUAGUCUGUCACAAAAAGAAGAACAGAGCCAGGUGGUACCAGAUGGGCAUCGUCAGCUGGGGUAUAGGCUGCGGCAAGAAAGGUACCAUGGGCGUCUACACCAAGGUGUCCAAUUAUCUGCUGUGGAUUAACCAGCAGACGACACAGGCGGGAAAGCCUUACGCACACGAGCCAGACUCUGGGUGCUGCUUGCUUCUCUCACCUUGGGCCAUCUUAGUCCUCUAUUCUGUGGUGUUUUUUGGCCUGGGUGAUUAAACGCUGUGUCAUCUCUGAAACCAAGUGACCUUCUCGAGUUUGUGAAAUAAAGAUAGAGUGGGGGCAGAGUAUAAGGUGGGAUUCUCGACCAUGGGUUGCACCUGAACUCUGAAUCACUUAGCAACC
Perognathus longimembris pacificus (Pacific pocket mouse) is the source of this 1677-nucleotide messenger RNA. Its product is annotated as serine protease 52-like. Gene Ontology annotation, biological process: proteolysis. The transcript is spliced from 6 exons. Bases 1 to 1551 code for a protein of 516 amino acids. Gene Ontology annotation, molecular function: serine-type endopeptidase activity. NCBI's taxonomy places the organism in Eukaryota, Metazoa, Chordata, Mammalia, Rodentia, Heteromyidae. The record is from RefSeq and is a predicted model, not a curated record.